Molecule: messenger RNA, 6242 nt
Organism: Acanthopagrus latus (yellowfin seabream)
Lineage: Eukaryota; Metazoa; Chordata; Actinopteri; Spariformes; Sparidae
Gene: pip5k1ca
Product: phosphatidylinositol-4-phosphate 5-kinase, type I, gamma a
Exons: 18
Coding region: 431-2632 (733 amino acids)
Biological process (GO): phosphatidylinositol metabolic process
Molecular function (GO): phosphatidylinositol kinase activity
Source: RefSeq, a predicted model, not a curated record
CUAACAGAUGUAAUGCCACCAGCCAGCCUCCAUCAAGAUUAAGUCAGCUGACUCCCCCCUUGCGUGUGAUCCAGAGCAUCCAAGCAGGACACCCUGAGCUCCAGGGCUGCGGUCCCCUCCGCCUCCUGCAGAGGGAGCCACAGCGUCCGCCACAAAACCGGGCAGCAGCAGCUGAGCCGCGGCAGCGAGUGCGGUGCAGUCGACCUGAGAGGAGCCGAGCGUGUUGCCGCCGUCGUGAGGAGACACCGCACAGAUGAAGGGACCUUCGCGGAUAACUAUCACACACCCCUCCGUUUGAUCACCCCCCUACAUAUCAAACAGCACACUCCUCCUUGUUUUCCUCUCCCGCGGAUUUCCUGCUCCGUCGCUGCGCCUCUUUCAUUCGGAGGGCUUGCCUGUUUGUGUUUUUUUUUUUCCUCCGGGAGGCUGAAUGGAAGCAGCAGCCGAGGGAGCGGUCGGGCUGUCGGAGGCCAGGGACGGGAGCCCGCUAUCAGUCACCGCAGCAUCCGAUGAUGGGGACACGGUCGUCGGAGUUAGCUACGGGAUGGACGCCGCAGACAUGGAUGCUGCUGCUAAGAAAGCCUUCAUCACAGAGAUGCCCUCAUCCUCAGGCCAGCCGGGUCAGGGAAAGAAGAUCGGCCACAGAGGGGUGGAUGCAUCAGGGGAAACUACUUACAAGAAGACCACAUCCUCAGCCUUGAAAGGUGCCAUCCAGCUGGGCAUCGGUUACACGGUGGGCAACUUGAGCUCCAAGCCGGAGAGAGAUGUGUUGAUGCAGGACUUCUAUGUGGUCGAGAGCAUCUUUUUCCCCAGUGAAGGCAGCAACCUCACUCCGGCCCACCACUUCCCAGACUUCCGCUUUAAAACAUACGCUCCAGUGGCCUUCCGCUACUUCAGAGAACUGUUUGGCAUCAGGCCGGAUGACUACCUGUACUCACUAUGUAAUGAGCCUCUGAUCGAGCUGUCCAAUCCCGGAGCGAGUGGCUCAGUCUUCUACCUUACAAAGGAUGACGAGUUCAUCAUCAAGACUGUGAUGCACAAGGAGGCUGAAUUCUUACAGAAGCUACUGCCUGGAUACUACAUGAACUUGAAUCAGAACCCUCGCACUUUGCUGCCCAAGUUUUUCGGCCUCUACUGUGUCCAGUCGGGUGGGAAGAACAUCCGUGUGGUGGUGAUGAACAACGUCCUUCCCCGCGUGGUUCGCAUGCACCUCAAAUACGACCUGAAGGGCUCCACUUACAAGAGGCGAGCGUCCAAGAAGGAAAGAGAGAAGGCCAGGCCCACUUUCAAAGACCUGGACUUCAUGCAAGACCUCCAGGAUGGACUGAUGCUAGACCAGGACACUUACAACGCGCUGGUCAAGACUCUACAGAGAGACUGCCUGGUGCUGGAAAGCUUCAAGAUCAUGGACUACAGUCUACUGCUCGGGGUUCACAACAUGGACCAGGCGGAGAGGGAGAGGCAGAUGGAGGGCUCCCAGGGCGGCAGUGAUGAGAAGAGGCCCGUGGCCCAGCAGAAGGCCCUGUACUCCACAGCCAUGGAGUCAAUCCAGGGAGGAGCCGCCUGCGGAGGGUCUAUCGACACUGACGACACGAUGGGCGGUAUCCCGGCUGUGAACGGAAGAGGAGAGAGACUUCUUCUCUACAUCGGAAUCAUCGACAUCCUGCAGUCUUACAGGCUCAUCAAGAAACUGGAGCACACAUGGAAGGCUCUGGUUCACGACGGGGACACCGUAUCAGUCCACCGGCCGGGCUUCUACGCUGACAGGUUCUUCAAAUUCAUGAGCAGCACAGUUUUCAAGAAGAGCUCCUCUCUGAAGUCAUCUCCAUCCAAGAAGGGUCGUGUGUCGUUGUCAGUGCCGAAGUGUGGCGGUCCUGGUGCUGCUUGGUCAGCCAGCCAGCUGCCCUCCGAGAGAGAUGAGAAUAUCUACGACCUGCGAGGCGCUCGCAGCUUCCCAACGCUGGAGGACGAAGGGCGACCAGAUCUUCUUCCAUGUACUCCUCCGUCAUUUGAGGAGGCCACCACAGCGUCAAUUGCCACCACUCUCUCUUCCACCACCUCUCUGUCCAUCCCGGAGAGGUCCCCCUCUGACACAGCCGAGCACCCCCGCUACAGGAGGCACACCCAGUCUCUCAGCCAUGACGGAAGGACCCAGGAGGAGCUGCGUGUGCGUGAGGAGGAUCAGCAGACCAUCACUGUGGAGGUGGAGCUGAAGAGACACGACAGUGAGCCCACUAUCUCCGUUCCACAGCCCUGCGCUGAACCCAGUGAGGUUCAGGAAGCAGCUGGUGCCGAGGCUCCCGAUGCCGCAGCAGCAGAAGCAGCACCCUCCAGCUCUUCGCCAGCGCCCGAAGCAGCAGCCUCCUCCUCGUCUGCCCAAGCUGCUCCCUCUUCCCCUGGUGCAGCAGCCAAGGAGGCCCCGUCCAGUCCCAAGCUGGUGAUGGAGGCGGACAGAGCCAGCCAGAUGUCUGGCUCAGGGUGCACCAGCCAGGCUUCAGUCGACGAUGAGGAUGACGUGCCAAUCACAGAUAUCUACUUUCCUCCAGAGGACAGGACCUGGGUGUACUCUCCGCUACACUAUGGCUCAGAGUCAAAGGCCCUGCCAGAUGGGGAUUGGGAAAGAGAGACAUAAACCCUGUUCUCUGGCAGAGAGGAGCGAAUGUCUCAGUGGAGAGGACUCGUCGGUCUGAUGUCCAGACCUCAGCGGUAGCAGCAGGAUCUCUGUCCGAACCAGGAUUUUAAACAUGCAUACAGAAACUGAACAACAACCGAGGGGGAAAAAAAAGUGACUUCAGUACCAGAGAGGGGGGAAAAAAUCCUGACAGUGAUGACAUCACUGAUCUCCAACCAUCCCUGCCUUUCACCCUUCACAAACAAAAAAAUACAUCAGUUUAAUGAUAAAGUGUACGUGUGACAUACAGUAGUGCGUGUACGGAUGUAGUCUUAUCUGUUCGACAUCCACGACAAUAACUCAGUGCCUAUGAAAGGUACUCACCUCUCUGGACGUUUUCAUGUUUUAUUAUCUCCCAACGUUGAGUCAUAGAAAAUAUGAUGUUGCUUUUUUUUUACACUGAUCAGCAGAAAAAGACUCUUUAAAGUCAGCAAACAUAAAGUAAAGCAUAAUAACUUUCAAAUGGGGUGAAUACUUUUUGUAUGUAUUGUACAGUCUGUUUCUAGUUCACACAAUCAGCGCCCUCUGACAGGCUCAUCGGGCUUUCCCAGUCCCUCACUGAACUUGCGCUGCUCUGGGUAGUGGCUACAUUGCUGUUGUACCCUCCUCACCGCCAUCUUGCUUUCUUCGAACAGCUGGAUGAGAAACACAACACGUGAUGUCCACCUGGGAGCAGCACAUCCAGCCACGUGCAGACUUCAGUGUGCUCAGUGAGCGGUCGAAGCCCUGUGGCGUUGGAGGGCUCUGCCUGUGCUCGUAGAACUGGAGUUACAAUGAUAACCACCGUUUGGCCAGUUGAAAAAGAUCAUCAAUAUGUGUCUGUCGUCAGCUGUGUUUGGAAUCACAUACUAAUUUACUGUUCAUGCAAGUAUGAUGUCAAGUUCCGUAUGUAGCACGUGGAUAUUGUGUACGCAAGAAAUGCCUAACCCGACGCGCCAGAUGGGGGUUUUUGGGGCAUAGAAUGACCGAGGAAGUCACCCUGAGAGACUGUUUGGAAAAGGACACGCAGUUUUAAAAGAUACUUGGCAGGUGACUGGAUGAGGCACGUGUCUAUCACAAGCUGACGUCAUCCAAUCAGAUUGACAGUAGGGUCUUAGCUAGUUGGUAUAUAAAACACUAAUCUAAACCAGUUGAGAGAAGAGGGAAAAACAUCAUUUCCAGCCUUCAGUGCCUUCUCUCGAUGAAAUAAACUCUCCAGCUCCUACAUCACUGAUGACUGAUGCUAUAGCAGCGUCUACUCUAACCUCUUGAGUGGCAGCCUUUUGUUGUUUCCAAACUAAAUCGUUGCUUCGUUAGCUGGUCGUCACAUCCAAACCGUGUUGUAGAUGCUCACUGGUUCCUCCUAAGACACAAGCGCAUAACUUGACGCCUGACAAGAUAGAUUCACAAGAUCACGCUGUCCCCCAAAUCAGCAAGACUGUCCUGCAACGUGAAAACAAACCGGGAUGUAUUCUAGAUUAGCAGGAAUUUAUGCAGAGUAUGCAGCAUGAGUUUACUGCACAUACUCCAUGCAAAACAUGUAAUGGUUUUAAUUUGCCUUAAAAUAAAUACGCUCUAUUCCAGGGAAGCACGGACCAGUAAUGUUGUGAUCAGUACAGUCAUGUGAUGCAGUUGCUUUGAGCGCAGUGCGAACAGUCUGCUGGAUACGGCGGACUCAGUCGUUCAUUUAGUAGACAGUAUGCAGCGGACACCGACUGAGUGUGUUAGUAUGCGAUUUCAGACACAGACAUCGUCACAUUUCUGGUAGUCAGUAUAUGCAGUUUUGUUUAUAGGUGGAAGAAUUAAAUCACAUCAUGUCCUUUAGAGAAUAUAUUUAGCAAUCAGGUUGUUUCAUUCAUAGCAUCAUAAUUUAUUAUUUAUGUCAAAUGUUGUUGUUGAUUUUUGGAGACAUUUUUUUUAUUUCUGAGCUUUUCUUCUGCUGUUUUACUACCAUGAACUUUUAUUUAUUUGUAUUUUAUUCUAAUCUUCACUGUUAUCGCGACUUUUUCACUCUCAAAUGCUUCAUUUCUUUUUUUAUUUGUAUCCAAAGAACUCCUUUUUUUUUUAGAAGUUUCCCAGUUUGUUUGUUUUUUACAUCACGUAUGUGUCGUGUAAUUUUAAUGCUACUACUUUUUUUCACUAAACGGCUAAGAGGCUUAGAACUAAAUCGCAACACUAAGGCAACAUUGUUGGUCGUUAUGGUAAUCGUUACUUAUGACAAUGUCUUCCGGUGUUGCCGUAUUUUUGGACAGAUGCACAGAAAUCAUUUGUAAACAAGAGAUUCUCUCAUUAGGGUGGAAAAAACAAUUAGCAUAUCAGUGACAGUCGCCCUCACCUCCUUACAAUAAGAAAAUCCAUCGACUGGACAUUUGUAGAUGUAAAGCAUCAGUUGUAGUAUUUGCGGUCAAUAUCGUACCUGUUAUCUGUAAAUGUGAAUGAACACAGUACGUUGCAGUGUUGACUCGGUGAGGCACGGCAGUUUGUAAAUGGGCUGAAUGUUGUUUGCACUUCUCAAGAGGACCUGAAGAUGAACUAGUGAUAGAGGCCAAAUAAACAUACAUCACGUUAAUCUUCGUUUCUGCUUCACGCGGGCUGAUAUUUAGACGGCAUUUAUGUUAGGAUUAUCAAAGUGUGUGUGUUGGUGAAGUCGAUCACAGUCAUCGUAGGGUUAGUGUUUACUGUAGUCUCUCUGUGGCUGACAUCUUAGGACUCUCAAGUAAGACUUAAGUUCAACAAACUGAUUUUUUAUGAUCCGACUUCAGAAGCAGUCUCUUCAGUUGGUCGGUAUGUUUCUAUGUGUAUUUGUGUGUACGGGACACAUCAAUGUCGAGACUUUGUAAAAUAGAAGAAUCAGCUCAUUCUCAUGAUGUGCAGUGGCCAGUUGUAAUCAGUUUUGCUGUUGUUCAUCAGAUGGAGACCAUAGCAGCAAUAUUUUGUACAGUCUAGCUUUUAAGUUCAUUCUUAUUGCCUUAUUGAGAAAUCUUACAUGUAGGCCUAUCGUUUAUAUAUUUUUUUUUCACUCGUGCUGUUGUAUUUAUUUUUUCUUUCUCAUAGUUGUGCUCCUGAGAAUGUGUACAUAAAAUUAUAAAUACAUAUAUAAAGAUAUACAAAUAUAUUUUCCAUUUGAAUCGGAGAAUAUUAUUUUUAUUUGGUUUUAUUUUUGCUGCUGGGCAAGAAAUGAUUGCAAUCUACAUAAUUUACUGUACCAUAUCCUUCAGUGUGUUUAUUGAGAUGCAGCUGCUGUAUAUUUAUGGUCUAUAAGCCACAGCUGUGUCUUUGUAAGAUAUCCAAAACUGAAAGAUUUGUGGGUUUUACUGUACAUGCAAAUCAAUAGGGAUUCUUCCAACUGUUCAGCUGUGUUGUGUAUGUGUUUUCAAAUCGCUGUGUGCCCUCAUCCAAUAGGGAGAGUCCUUUACAGAGACAUAGCAUGAUUUUAAAAAUGAAUAUGCAUAUCAGAAAUGUGUAUUUAUGUAUAUCUGUGUAUAUUCAUCUAUUUAUACGUGAGGAUAAAUAGAUGGCUGUAUGUGUGUGUGUUUGGACUCAGUCAGAAUGAAUACAAAAUAAAGCAGUUCUAUGAAUUGUUGUCCAUGGA